Effrenium voratum is the source of this 435-nucleotide messenger RNA. NCBI's taxonomy places the organism in Eukaryota, Dinophyceae, Suessiales, Symbiodiniaceae. The record is from the annotation of a GenBank genome assembly.
AUGAAAGUGGCCAAGAUUCCACGGCUUGCGCGGCAGUGGUCCAGCACUUCACUCCAAAGGUGGCGGCUGAGAUGUUUCGAACUGCAACUGCACGUCACCAAUGACAUUGUGGCCUCGCCGCCUUUGGGCUUCUGCGAGGUUCUGAUCAAUCCCGCAAACGAGGCCCUCGUGGGCACCCAGCUUCCGUAUUUCCCGAUGCGAGUGGAGCCUCCCCCGGAGCUUCAGAACUCGAGGUGGUGCGGUAUGGAAGCUGGAGAGUCCAUGUUCUAUCCCAUGCAGGUAGUGGAUGGUCAAGUACAUGCGCUGGGUGGGCAUGCCUUGAAGGAGGCAUGCAACCGACUUCCGGAUCGCGCACCUGGAGUGAAGUGCCCGACAGGAGAAGCAGUGGUUACGAGCGUGCGACCAUGUAGCCUUUGCUUGACCUUUCAACUCUGA